CAUAUUUUUUCUUUCAUCCAGGUUACCUUUGAUGUACAUUCAUGAUAUAGAGUGAGGAAGGCACUAAUCGAGGGAACUAUUGGAUUGAAGUUUGGACGCAGGCAUCUUGAGAUAGAAUGAUCAGUAGCAGAAUGGUCGGCAGACGGGAUAGCAUGGGACAAUGACCUGGUCUGUAAAGGAGAGGAAAUUGGUAAAAGGAGAGUGGCGUCAGAGACUUUGUAUGCCCUGCCCAAUGUGCAGCAGUAAAUGAAGUAUGUUUAGAAGGAAGGAGAUGUGAAGUUACAUUGGAACAGAGUGAUUCAUACUUUGGAUAUUGCAAGGCUCUGAGAGCUUGGACUCACUGGAUUGUUUGAUCUGGACCACAUUUCAUUGCCAUUAGAAUUUAUUUGAUCUUCUUUUUGGAACACAAAAUAUACAUUGGUGGUGUUUUAAUAGAGGGAUACCUUAACUACUCUAGGCAUGGAGAUGUCCAUGUGUAUCUGGUUAAUGAUCUCCCUCAUUCAUCUUGCUUCAUCUCAAGCUCCAAGAGGAAGAUUUAACUCAUAUCAAUGGAGAACAGGAGAUUGGGGACCAUGUUCUGGGAAUGAAUGUGGAUUUGGAGGGACACAGCGAAGAGUAAUUUGGUGUGAGAGCAUGGAUGGUACUACAGCUGACCAUUCAGACUGUGUAGGAGAAGAACCACCUCCUGGUACAAGGGUAUGCUUCAAGGUAUGUCUUCUACAUAGGAACCUCUUCCAAUGGCAAGUCAAUGACUGGGGACAGUGUACCCAGAACAAUAACCUAGAGAUCGCCACAACAGGAGAUGUAACAUCCUGUGGACCAUCAUCCUUUGGUCUUCAAGAACGUACUGUCUCCUGCAUGGAGAUAUCAACGUCAUAUGUUCAGCGGAAUGCAGAUGGUUCGGUACCAGACUACAUCUGCGAACAGUUCACCGCCAAGCCUGCAAUCUUUCAAGAAUGCAUCACACCUUGUGCCCAAGACUGCAUUGUGACACAGUUCUCACCCUGGAGUCCUUGCUCAAAGUCUUGUGGCAAUGGCACCCAAUCUCGGGCCAGACGAGUUGUUAUACCACCUUCCAAUGGUGGACAGGGUUGUCCAUCACUGAGUGAAACUAAGGCAUGUUCUACAGGUACACCUUGUGAAGAAGAGGAAUUAUUUUCCUUUAGUCCAGUUGUCUCUACCUGGGGUCCAUGUACCGUAUCUGGAGGAUUCUCAUCUGAAGGAUCUGAUAUUGGACUACAAACAAGGAGACUCUGGUGUCAAAGAAGUGAUGGCAAAAAUGUCAGAACAAGCAUGUGUUAUCGAGAUGGAAUCUACAAGGAGCCACCUCAAGACCAGGUUUGUGUCAUACCGGUCAACUGUCAUGUCUCUGGGUGGUCAGAAUGGUCAUCAUGUUCAGAUCCUUGCUCAUCAAACAUGGUCACUCAUUCUGUCAGAAAGAGAACUGUCCUCAAAGUACCAAAAGGUGAUGGUGAAAGAUGCCCUGAACUAGUCCAGAAGAGGACCUGUGCCUAUGAUUCAAACCCAUGUCCAAGGGUGAAGUAUGUAUGGAAGACAUCAGCUUGGUCUGAAUGUGACAUCUUACCAGGUUCAUCUGGAAAUGAAGAUGGAGAUGAUGAUGAUGAAGAAAGAGGUCCAUGUGGAGGAGGAUUAGCAUCUAGAGAAGUAUUCUGCACCCAUAUCAAUGAUACAGCAUCAAUGCCAUUACCUGAUGACCUCUGUGAUCCAGGAGAACGACCUGGUACAAUAACAGACUGUCAUGUACCAUGCCCUAAACCAUGCAGGGUUGGCCCAUGGACUAGCUGGGGUCCAUGCAUAUCAUUUGCAUGUGAUGUGACAGGUACCAAAAAGGCAAAAGGACAUAUACAUCGUUCUCGAGAAAUAGUUGCCCCUCCUGAGCAUCAUGGUAGAAAGUGUCCUCAUUUGACUGAACAUGCCCCAUGUAACAUUCAGCUUUGCUUUAGAUGGGUAGCAGAGGAAGCAACCUGUCAACCAAGUGAUGCACAAACUAUGUGUGGAGAGGGUGUUAUGACCAGAAAUAUCUACUGUAUCAACUCACAAGAAAUUCGAAUUGAAGAUGAGUCUAUGUGUGAGGCCCUCAGUAACAAACCUUCAGCAGAGAUAAGCUGUGAGGCCCCAUGUUCAUCUGAUUGUGUGUUAGGUGAAUGGGGACCAUGGAGUGAAUGUUCUCAAUCAUGUGAAUCAGAGACAGGUAGACCAGGUGGUGUCCAGGAACGUUACAGAGUCAUCUUAGCUCAGCCUGGACCUGGUGGAGCUGAAUGUCCUGAUGUGGAGAGUGCUGAAAUGAAAGAAUCCAGAGUUUGUAACCAUCAUAGUUGUACCCUGUUUGGUUGGCUUACUACGGAAUGGGGAGAAUGUUUACCAAGUCCAGAGAAUACAGAUCAAACUACUACACCAGAUGAGUAUGGGAGCUGUGGAACAGGUACUCAAACAAGAAAUGUUAGUUGCAGUCGGGUCAGUCCAGCUAAGAUUGCACCAGAUAAAAGAUGUUUUGCCCCAGUACGUCCUCCUGCUUCUCGGUCAUGUGACGUACAGUGUACCUUGGAUUGUAUUGUAUCAGAGUUUGGAGACUGGACACCCUGUCCCCCAACUUGCUCUACAGAUGGAUCCCUGGCCACGCAAGAGAGAAGACGUUACGUCUUGCAGCAACCACAAAACGGAGGCGAGGAAUGUCCCACUUUACUUCGUGAAGAAAGAACAUGCAACAAGCCAGACUCCUGCUAUUCCUACACCUGGUUAGUUGGCACGUGGAGUGAGUGUCGGUUGACUGGGAUAGAUGUCAUUAGUAUAGAUGGAAUUCAGGAGCAAUGCGGAGAUGGACUCAAAACCAGAGGUAUCCAAUGUGAGCGUAAUGAUGGUAGUAUCAUGGAGAGUGACCUAUGUCUACAGUAUGGACCACCGAUGCCAUUAUCAUCUCAACCAUGUAGAGUAGCAUGUGCAGAUGAUUGUCGUAUGACGGAUUGGUCACCAUGGACCAACUGCCAUUCUCAGUGUACAGGAUCGCAGAUUAGAAGACGUAGAGUAAUGGGUCGUAGUCAGCGUCAGCCAGAAUGCCUGAACACUGAGAUCUACCCUCGGACAGAAUCACGCCCCUGCAAGUGCCCUUCCUAUCGUCUUGUUCCUAAAGGGAAAUGGUCUGAUUGUCUUCUUGGUGGACCUCAGUUUGAGGUACAAGGAAUGAGAAGCAAUGAUGAACAGCUAGAAUGUGGAAACGGUAUCAAAUAUCGACCCUUAGUAUGUCUGGAUCAAGAUGAUAGAUAUGUGGAUGUCACACAUUGUGGAACUGAAAAUGAUUUCAUGGAAGAACACUGCGCUGUCCCCUGUCCAGUAGACUGUGAGCUUAGUGAUUGGUCAGAUUGGAGAUCAUGUAAGCAAAGUGGUAUAGGUGUGACCACUAGAUGGCAGCAGAUAGUAACACCAGCGUUAAAUGGAGGUAGACCAUGUCCAGAACAUAAUAACAACUGGAUUGAUGAAUCGAAGAAAUGCCGUGUGGGUAUUGGAAGAUUAGAUGCAUCAUGGCAGGCAGGGGAUUGGCAGAGCUGUGUUGUUAGUAAGGUCAUCAGUACGAAUGAUGGAAAGGAUUGCGGUCAUGGUGUCAAGAGAAGAGGUGUUUCCUGUGUAAUUCCUGUAGACCAUGGUUUCCGAGCACAAGUUACUAACCUAUCAGAGUGUGAUGCUAGUAGAAAACCUGUACUGGUAGACGCUUGUAUUGAACAUUGUCCAGGACAAUGUGUGGUUAGCAGCUGGACUGAAUGGACUACAUGCCCACAGGACUGUCCACAAGACACCUUCCGUACCCGCAACCGUCUCAUCCUUCGUAAUCCGAUUGACACAACUGACGAAGAUGGCCCUUUAAGCUGCCCUCAUUUGAUAGAGAGAGAACAGUGUAUGCCAGGGAUCAACUGCUUUACCUACAUCUGGAACUCAACAGAAUGGAGCCCAUGUCAACUAGAGAAGGGCAAGAUCUGUGGAGAAGGGGUUCAGGAUAGGCUCCUGCAAUGUCUGCGAAGCGAUGGACGCAUUGUUGAGGUCUCAAAAUGUGAAGAGUUUUCUACAUCCAUGCCUCUGACUACAUCUCAGUCAUGUGAAGUAGCAUGUCCAGUAGAUUGUAAACUAACACAGUGGACUGAAUGGUCAGAAUGCUCUAAAACAUGUGGCAAUGAUGCUGUAAGAAUGAGACAUCGCAGUAUUCUACAGGAGCCCAACCAGAAAGGACGACCAUGUCCAUCUUCUUUAACUCAAGAUAAACCAUGUAAAGCAGUACCAUGUUAUGAUUGGGCUAUUACACAAUGGACUGAUUGUACAACACUGAUUGGUGAAUGUGGUGCUGGCGUGAGAAAGAGGAAUGUGACAUGUCGUCAGCCUAAUGGGUUAGCCGUUCCAGAUAGCUUCUGUCUUUUCACAAGGAGCACAGACAUCUAUGAUAAGAACACUAACAUCACAUCACAUGGACAUGAAUUCUUAGAGAGAGAACAUUUUUGUGAAGUACCUUGCCCUGGUGAAUGUCAUCAUACUUCAUGGAGUCAAUGGAGUGUAUGUCAUAGAACAUGUGUACAAGGUAGACCUAUAGGUUCUGAAGGUAUCCAGGUGAGAUCUCGAGCCAGUCUAACCACUGAUAGAGUAUGCCCUGGAGAUGAUUGGGAAACAAGAACAUGCUCAGGUGAGCGAUGUUAUUUGUUUGAAUGGUUUGUUGGUGAUUGGGAGAGAGAUCAACGAGAUGUCUGGUGUCGAAGGUCAGAUGGACUCAAUGUCACAGGUGCCUGUACCCUUGAUAAACCAUCCAGUAGAUCCAUAUGUAAUCCUGAAUGUUACAUUGAAUCUUCAUACUGUACAGAAGAUAAUAGAUGUGUGUGUGACUUGGGUUACAAAGCUAUUUACAGUAUGAGUAGUGGUCAGCUUGAGGCAUGUCUCCAUGUUGGUUACAUGUCUCCUAUGGUCCAUACAGAGUCUGACCCAUCACUAUCUCCUGGACCAUCUGGUAGACCAGGUACUGCUGGAGAACUCACCAAUUCUGGUGAUUCUGGAAUAGGUACUGGUAACUCUGUGAAUACUGGAUUAAAUAACAAUGCACAAGCUGGUAAAGGUCAGAACAACCCAACUGAAACACCAAAACCACCUCAACAACAAUCAUUUCUAGCUGCCCUCCCUCCUUGGGUGUAUGCUAUAGCAGCAGUAGUUGUCCUUCUCAUAGUGAUUGUAGCUGUAGUACUCUGCUGUGCCAAUUGUUGUAGGUGUGCACCGAAGAAGAGAGAGGAGGAGAAAAAACCUGAACCAGAUUAUUCCAUGUACUGGGAUGAAACUGUUCAGAAGAAAUACACAGGAGAGAUCGAAUUAUGACUAGAUGUUAACAAACAGAAUACAGAGAUUGAAAAGGGUCAAGCUGCAGUGGUUAAUCGUCGUAGUGUGGCUGCAUGUACAGCGCCAUCAACAGGUCAAACCAGGGAGAGGAGAGAUGUAGAGAAAGAGCUAGCCAGGAGAAGUGAUGGCUUUGCGUUAGGGAAUCAAUCAACAUAUGUCAGCUAUAGGUUCUCAAGAGAUGGAACUGAAGUUGGAUCUCAAUGUUGAUUGAAGAUAAGAGAUUAUGAUUACAAAAAACAAACUUUUUGACCAAAACUUCUUCAUGCUGCGUUGUUUGAUUGUUCUUGAUACAAAGAGAUGUAUGCGAUCCUAGGAAGACUUGAAAGUAGAGGAACUUAUCAUGAAUGGAAAAGACAGAAUCACCCUCAUUGAGUAAUUGAUUCUGUAUGAAAUGGUGGCCAUCAAUGUUUCAACUUGAUCCUGAAUCCUUAUCAUCAGCUCCAUCACAAGUAAACUGGUUUGCUUUUUAAGCCUCACAUGAAAUUGUUGCUGGGAUUGAAUACCUCUGUCUCUACACUAGAUACCAUGCUUUUACUCACACUACAAUCAUGUUCAUCAGCCGACAGAAAGGAAUUCUGUAGAGGGCAUGUAUGAGAGAACACCAUGUUGUUAUAGCUCUGGACCUCCUAAUAUAUAUAUAACAGAAGAAAAAUGGAAGGGGUAAACAAUUAUAUUGUGAUUUCACAAUUUCACAGUACAUGUUUGUAUUUAAAGAUAAGCAAUUGUCAAGGCUGGUCAACUUGUACAGGUGAUAUGGUACAAUUUAACAGGACAUGAAAGCAAGAUCGAGAUGGACCCCUUUGUAUAAAAGUUAUUUAUUAUGAUAACUUUGCAAUCCAAUUGUAUUUCCAAGCAAUCCCUAAUUUUGAUUUGCUGUUGAGCAUUGUUACCAUUGUAACUUUCAUGCAAAAGAGCCCAGCUAUGCUUUAUAUAGAAUGUGAUAAAAUGUAAUGAGGAUGAAAUAAUGUUGGAUCUGAGUGAUGUGCAAAGAAUGAACUGUGAUGAAAAGAUGGUAUCAUUAAGGUAAUGGUGAUUGCAUAUUUUAUGAGAAAGCUUCUAUCCUUGUAUUCUGUUUGUUAGACCUCAAUUGGUCAAAGGAUUAAUGUGAAAUUAUGCGCUGAAUGUACAAAGAAAAUAUGGCUGUGUUUGAUUUGAUUAUUGGACAAAUAUAUGAUUACUUUCAUGUGAAGAAGUUAUGAUAAAAGGAUAAGUAAUAAGCAAUGAUGAUAGUAAUUUGGAUGAAAAAUCCUGGAAUUUGAUAUCGGUUUACAUGAAUGUGAUAUCGGUUAUCACAGUUGAAUCUGAAAAUGAUAUUAUGAUUUGUAAAGUGGAUGAUUGAACAUUAUUUUAACAAAUGGUAUUUGAAGAAGAUUGACCUUUGCCUUGUACUUGAAUGGAAAGCACAAUCUGGGUAGUAUUUCAUGAAAGGACUUGUCAGACAGUUAACAGUCAGACACCUGUGCUUUUCAGCCGAUCAAAAUUAGUAAUCUGUCAGAUGACAAAUGUUGAUGUCACUCUCUCAACUUGACAUUGGUUUUAAUAAAUAAAAAGAAAAUUUGAGAAACAUAAUGGUGAUGACCAUCUAAAAUCUAUCAAAGAGUUGUGGAUUUAUUACAUAUGCAGCUCCCCAGAUGUUAUAUCAAUUCCAUUAGAUGUUAUUUUCUCAGAAAAUUUGAAGUUUUUUCUCCCAUGCAUUCAAUACAUCAUGAGUUUAUAUGUGAAAAAAAAUCAGUCAUCAUCAACUAUUAGAAAAUGAGAAUUCAUGGAAUUCAUAUACAUGACGUACGGGGCAGCUGCUAGCAUACAUGUAUGACAUCAUAAAAAUCAACACAUUCAUUGAUGAGCUGUUCUUUACAUCAACUGGAGACAAACUUGAUGUAAGGGUAGGUUUCCCCUUUAAAUGAUAAGAUACUUCAUUGGUGCUAAAAAAAGAUAGACCAGAGCCUGAUAUUUAUUCUUAUUUUUGUUCAUUAGUAUGUAAGAUAGAUUUAUCAUAUUAAAACAGAAUUGCAUCAAAUAUAUCUAACAAGGGAAUUUACCCAUUGAAAAAAAUAUGAAAAGUCAAUUGAUGGCAAAAUGCCAAUUAAUUUCCAUCCAAACCUAGAAUUAUAUAUCAUUUCAAUAUGUACUAAUAUUUGGCAAUAUGGAGCAAAUCUGUAGCAAUACAUGUACAUUCAUAGAGAGAACUGUCAAAUGAAACAGAAAGGAAAGGAAAGGCUCAAAAGAAGGCCCUGACAUCGCAAGAAUAUUCUUUUAUUCUAUGCAAUUUUCAGAGAAAAAAAACAAACAGAAGAAAAUAUGUGCUUUCAGUCUGAUAUGGCAGAUAUUUUUACUGUUACCUUUAAAACAUUUUUCCACUUUUGCGCUACUUAAAAAUGCAUCAGUAUAACUUCCCCUUCACCCUCAUAUAUUCUAACCAUAAAACACCUUGUUAUUUAAUAGUCAUUAGUCUGUUUCUUUUAACACCUCUCUAUUUCAGUAAAGAUUGACAAGUAUGCAGACUGUAAGAACGGUCAAGCCAUGUUUUUUUAUUAGUUUGCAUAUCUGCAAAUGUUGCUUUAGAAAUUAUGCCAGGAAAAAGCAAGCUCUUAUGUGAGGUGCAUUAAUAGAAUAGAAAAUGGAUUGUACAAAUUUUUGUAAAUUAUCUCAGUGUAUAUUAUGAAGUGAAUAGAAUGUUUGUUUUAAGGAUUUCCAUACAUUUAACAUAAAAUUUUUAAAAACGUGUGACAUUUCAUUUAACAUGUGAUUAAUAUUUAAUCGGAAUAAUUGAUUAAAAAAAAGGACUGUAUAUACACUAUUAUGAAUGUCUGACAAGGAGAAUGUCUUUCUUUUAAAUGAUCUAAUUUAUUUGGUCUGAAAUGGUUUAUCACAAUGAAAGGGGAGGAGUUAUUUUACAUUUUAAUAUCAGUGAGCUCAAACAAAAAGUGUAGUUGAUUAAAAUCUUUAAAAAAAUAUUAUUAUGAUUACAUGAGAUUGGCUGGUAUUUGACUCCAGAUUUUAACCCACAUUUAUAACUAAAUAAAGUUAGUUAAGCCAGAGCUUGUGAUCAAAUUUUUAUUUCCAAAAUUUCUUUCAGCAAUAUUUGUAGUUCUUUGACUGUAAUGUGAAAAAAAGUAUUUUUGUGACAUAUAAUGUAUUUCCCUUUUCCACACAUAUUUAUUCUACUAUAAUGUUGUAGCUUAUCAUGUGUACCUAUAAAAAGCUAAUACUUGUGUAUUGAUCAUCUUUUUUAUAAACAAAGAUAUAUAUCAAUUCAUUCAAAAAUUUAUAUAUAUAUACAUGUGUGAACCUCCCCUCUACAGUAUAUAUUUAUAGGCAUGUCAAAUUAGCUUUUCUUUCAAAUGCAAUUUUAGAUUUAAAAAAAUUUGUAGUUCGUUUCACAAGUAUAGAUGAGAAAAUUAAAUUAAUGUAAAGAUCCCACCUGUAUUUUCUUUUUCCCCAUCCCAUCAAAUAUAUAUAUCUUUUUGUUUUCAUGUUGGAUGUCUUGCCUUCUCUGUGUAAGUAAUGUUAAUCUGACUAUAAAUAUUCAUCCAUCAUCUUUCAAUGUGUCAUGUAAUUAUUGUAAAUAUUGUUUAUUUUACUAAAUUAUUGAAAAUGAUAUUCCCUGUUGUGGAUGUGAAUUCGCCAAUGUAUUUUCUAUGAAUGUGAUGAAAAAAAGCUUUUGUUUUUUUUUUCUUCCAACUUUAUGUUCUGAAAAUGAAAGGAAAUUAUUACGUUUGAAUGGUGUAAUGUUUUACUAUGGAGCUGUGUAGUCUUUUUAAUAUGAGUGUCAAACUUUCUUUUCUUUUCGGAAUAAAGAACAAAUUAUCAAUGAAUUUGUAAUUGUUGUUGUUAUAAUUGAAGUUCUGUCGACAGUAGUAUGAUCUAUUAAUCAAAAUGAAGACAGUGUUAAAAAAAUAAAAGGACACAAACAUAAGGGUUUGUUGAAGAUUCUGUCACAGCCAACAUACAGUAAUAUGACAUGCAAUUAUGAUUAAAUUUUGAUUCCAAGAAUAGACAUAUUUUCUAGAUAACUACAAUUAAACAGACCAUAAGUUUAAAAAAAAUUGCCUUUUUAUAGUUAAACAUUUAUUCAUUUUCUGAAAACAUUUUUCCAGUUAUAUACUGAUAUCUUUCACAAAUAUAUGCAUAUUGGACAAACAAGCAUCAAAUUAUAUCAAAUCACAUUGUUGAACAAAUUGUUUUACAGGUAAUAUUUCUCAUUAUACACACAAACAAGAUCUAUGAGUUACACUGGUAAGCUUUUGGUACUGUGUAAUUAAAUAUGUAAAUCAUGAUUUUUUUUAUAUAUAUUGCAAUAACUACUAUUCACGAACAAUUAAAAUCAAAUAACUGACAAUUAGAAAAGCUCUCAAAUAUGUGAAGAGAUUUGAAGUAUAUUAAUUACAUGAUUUCAAAUACUCUCCCUAUUCACAUACAAAUAAUUAUAAAUAAAAUCCCGUUGUCAAAAAAGCACACAUGUAUUUUGAUAUCCUGCAUACAAUCUCCCACACCUAAGAAUUACAUGCACCAAGAAUAGUACUGACAAAGCAGAAAGUAUAUAUGCUACGUGGUAAUAGAUCAAUAUUUAGUAUUUGGUUACAUGAUAACCGAUGGUCAAGAUAACAUACAAAAUUUCAUAAUAGAUGAAAAUCAUAGUGGUAGUUACUUGAAAUCUCUAUUGAAUGGGUGGAAGUAAGGCAUGUUUUCAAAUAAACUUUUUGCUUUUUUAGUUGGAUAUUCUUUGGAAAAUACUGAUACAUGUAUAUAAUCACAUUGUAGCACCUGACAUAUCGAAUGCUGUAGCAUUUGAAUAAUAAAUCCUAACUGGGACAUAUUUUGUUAUAUUGUUUCAUUUUUAUUGCAUUUCUCUAACUACAAACAUGGUCAAUUUACCUUGAUGUUUGGGAUUUUGUUCAAAG
Messenger RNA from Lytechinus variegatus (green sea urchin), 10280 nucleotides. RefSeq names its product thrombospondin type-1 domain-containing protein 7A-like. Bases 460 to 5358 code for a protein of 1632 amino acids. The record is from RefSeq and is a predicted model, not a curated record. The transcript has 27 exons. Lineage: Eukaryota; Metazoa; Echinodermata; Echinoidea; Temnopleuroida; Toxopneustidae.